AUGGAAGUCCACUCCUCGGAGCCGGCUACAGAGCCGGUCCGAUUCCGCACUGGCAAAAAACGAAAAGCCUAUCGUCAACGCGUCCAGGAAGAUGACGCCUCUGUCACAGAAACAAUAUCAUCACAUCCUACUGCGUCUGCAUCAGAACCCAGUCACGAACUCACCCGAAAGGCCUCAUCAGAUCGCGCCCAAGAUGAAGAAGAAUCUGUUGCUGCUGCGCUCAAGCUGCGCAAUGCGCGAAGAGCCCGACUUGGAGGCGUCGCAUUUCGAAACACAAACCGCCCAGACGACGAUAUGAACAACGAGCGUGCUCUUAUUCCACACGACGCAGAUGAUGCUUCAAAUAACGAACCCAUCAUGAAAGGAGUUGCGGAUAGAUUUACCCACCAGACGGGAAGACUUACAGAUCUUAAUGACAAGCAUAUGAUGGAUUACAUAGAAUCCCGAUUAUAUAAUCGCGCGGGCGGAAACACCUCACAUAAUACUUUAUCAGCGUCUGCAUCAGACCCAGCUAGGCAACCUUCUGCAACAACAGCAAACCACGAGAGUGGACGUGCAGUAAUGCAAGGCCAGUUGAUGGAGAUCAGUCUCGAAGACCACUCUGCUCGAAGUGAGAACGCUCUUCAAGCAGAUAGUGCUACAGACGGCGGACCAAGAGCCAAGAAGCCUAGACUUAGAAGGAAUGGCACGCCAUGGCGUCCGCGAAACCGUCGAGAUAGUGACGCCCUCAAACGAGAUCAGAUCGUUGACGAGAUCCUUCAUGAAACAAGACGACAAAACAGCCACAAUGCAGUUGCCGAUCAGGAUGGUGCCGCUGAUGCGCGGCUCGCCGAGGAGUUCCGACAGCAAUUCCUUGAGGAUGUAGCAGAACGACAGCUUCGCAAAAAGAAGGCAACGAACCAAACAACGCGCGCCGGUACGGAGGAAGUACUCAAAGGCCCUAAACUCGGCGGCAGCCGUAACGCCAGAGCUCAGAUGAGAGACCUUUUAUUGAAGAAAGAGAAGGAAGGAAAGAAGUAG
Molecule: messenger RNA, 1020 nt
Organism: Fusarium tjaetaba
Lineage: Eukaryota; Fungi; Ascomycota; Sordariomycetes; Hypocreales; Nectriaceae
Exons: 3
Coding region: 1-1020 (339 amino acids)
Biological process (GO): mRNA splicing, via spliceosome
Cellular component (GO): spliceosomal complex
Source: RefSeq, a predicted model, not a curated record